Messenger RNA from Camarhynchus parvulus, 903 nucleotides. RefSeq names its product poly(A) binding protein interacting protein 2B (gene PAIP2B). The record is from RefSeq and is a predicted model, not a curated record. Lineage: Eukaryota; Metazoa; Chordata; Aves; Passeriformes; Thraupidae. The transcript has 4 exons. Gene Ontology annotation, molecular function: mRNA regulatory element binding translation repressor activity. Gene Ontology annotation, biological process: negative regulation of translational initiation. The coding region runs from base 45 to 443 and encodes 132 amino acids. Gene Ontology annotation, cellular component: cytoplasm.
CGGAGGCGCGGAGCGGCGCGGGCCGGGCCCGAGGGUGGCCGAGGAUGAACGGCUCGGAGCGCGCGGGCAGCCCGGCCCCCAGCCCCCCGCGGCAGGAGGAGCCGGGCGGGAAGGGGCGCGAGGGGCAGCAGAGCGAUCCCGAUCCCGACCCCGACCCCUUCGCCGAGUACCUGUGGAUGGAGAACGAGGAGGACUUCGACCGGCAGGUGGAGGAGGAGCUGCAGGAGCAGGAAUUCCUGGAUCGCUGCUUCCAGGAGAUGCUGGAGGAGGAGGAGCAGGACUGGUUCAUCCCGGCGCGGGAUCUGCCGGCGCAGGGAAUGGCGCAGCUCCAGCAGCAGCUCCACGGCCUCUCCGUGGGCGACGGGCGCGGCGCCGACGACAUCCUGAGCAAAAGCAACUUGAAUCCAGACGCCAAGGAAUUCGUUCCCGGAGUGAAAUACUGACCUCGGAAAUUCGGGAAUGGCCUGGCCAGAGACUGAAUCCCUGCUCCAGGGAAAAGUUGGGACACGGGAAGAGCCCGGAGCGGCUCCGGCACCGGGAUCUGCUCCAGCUCCAAGUACUUCUGGUUUUCCCUGAUUUUUUUUUCUUCUUUUUUUUUCCCGGCUUUUCCUCACUUUUUCUUGGCAGUUUUUGGCUUCCUGGGAUUUGCGUUGACCCCGCCAGCGGGAAAAUCUUGGGAAAAAUCGUGAGAAAACCAAAGGAAAAUCUUGGGAAAAAACUUGGGGAAAUCACAGUGAAAUAAUGGAAGAAUCUUGGGAAAAAAUCAUGGAAAAUCGCUGCAAAAUAAUGGAAGAAUGUUGGGAAAAAUCAUGGAAAAAUCACAAGAAAAUAUUGGGAAAAAUCUUGGGGAAAUCACAGCGAAAUAAUGGAAGAAUUUUGGGAAAAAUAAUGGAAGAAAUCUUG